Diaporthe citri is the source of this 909-nucleotide messenger RNA. RefSeq lists its product as uncharacterized. Lineage: Eukaryota; Fungi; Ascomycota; Sordariomycetes; Diaporthales; Diaporthaceae. The coding region runs from base 1 to 909 and encodes 302 amino acids. Gene Ontology annotation, biological process: regulation of signal transduction. The record is from RefSeq and is a predicted model, not a curated record. Gene Ontology annotation, molecular function: protein phosphatase inhibitor activity. The transcript has a single exon.
AUGGCCGAGGUCGUCGAGAUCACGGAUGCCGUCUCGCACUCCCCUCCUCCGCCCAACGCCAAGCGCCCAAAGGGCAUCCUCAAGAACUCCUCGUACCAGGGCCGCUCGCCACCCAUCUCCCCUGUCGCCGUCGCUUCCAACAGCCAUGCCGUCGACCCCACCACGCCAGAUCCCAGCCUCAGCGACAAGGAGGUCACCAUCCAAAAUACCCAGAUCAAUGCAGGCCACCGCCGUUCCUCGUCCGCGGCUAGGCCCGUCGGCUCGCGUCGCCAGAGCUCGCGCACCCCUUCUGUCACCGACCCGGCCGAAGAGGCCGACCCCCGCAUCAAGUGGGACGAGGCGAACCUCUACCUCACCGAGCAGGAGCGCACCAGCACCAUGAAGAUCACGGAGCCCAAGACCCCCUACGCGAAGCACUACGACCCCGCCGAGGACCCCAGCGACGACGAUGACAUCAACGCCCCCGGCGAGGGCUCCAGUGGUAUCAACAUCAGGAAGCGCAAGGAAGGCAGCCACCACGGCAAGGGCCAGAACGAGGACGACAUACCUGGCCUGUCGCUGGGCGAGCCCGAGGAGGCGGUCCCGGAUGUCCCGGCCGACGAGGUCGAGCUGAAGCGCCAGCACCGUGGCAGCGGUAGCGCCGUCCACAUCGACGGCGCCGCCCAGGACGAGGCCGGCCUGUCGCCCGAGGAGCUCGAGAAGCACCGCCGGUUUGAGGAGAUGCGCAAGAAACACUACAAGAUGACCUCGGUCGUCCACACACUCGGCCACCCCGAGGAGAUCGACACCCUCGCGGCCGAGGACGACGACGACGACGACGAGGAUGGCCCGCAGGGAGGCGCGUCUAAUGGUGCAGCUGUUCCGCCUGUGCCUCCUCUGCCGUCUGGUAUUAAUGGCCGGUCGGCUUAG